This is a messenger RNA of Dermatophagoides pteronyssinus (European house dust mite), 658 nucleotides long. RefSeq names its product mitochondrial ribosomal protein L12 (gene mRpL12). Gene Ontology annotation, biological process: translation. Gene Ontology annotation, molecular function: structural constituent of ribosome; mRNA binding. Lineage: Eukaryota; Metazoa; Arthropoda; Arachnida; Sarcoptiformes; Pyroglyphidae. The record is from RefSeq and is a predicted model, not a curated record. Gene Ontology annotation, cellular component: ribosome; mitochondrial large ribosomal subunit.
GUGAUUGCCAUUUGGAUAUUCUCGUAUUUUAUUCUUAACACAGAUUUGUGAUUUUGAAACAUUUUCAUCAAGGGAAAAACAUGUCCACCAUGAAACUUCUAUCAAUUACAUCUAGAUUAAACCGACAACUUAUCAUCAACAGAACAAUACAUGUUGGUCGAUCUUUGUGUUCAACACAAGUUGCAUCUCAAUCCAUUGCUGAUAGUAAUCAGAUAUUGUCGCCUACUGAAACAAGUCCUAAAAUAAAGGCCAUUGUCGAUGAAAUUGGCAAGCUUACCUUGCUAGAAGUGGCCGAAUUGAAUGUAGCGUUGAAAGAAGUUCUUAAAAUUCCUGAUGCUCCGAUGAUGUCUUUUGCUGCCGGUGCGAUGAUGGCAGGGAUGCCCGGCGAUAAAGCUGCCAAAUCUGAUGAAGAUGCUGAUGCUGCUUCCAAAACUGUACAAACUGCAUUCACCCUAAAGAUAACGAAAUUCGAUGAAGGUAAAAAAGUUGCAUUGAUCAAAGAGGUGAAAAAUUUGGUCGAAGGUCUUAAUUUGGUACAGGCGAAAAAAUUUGUCGAGUCUCUCCCACAGGUAGUCAAAAAUAAUCUUUCUAAAGAAGAAGCAGAAAAAUUAAAAUCUACAUUGGAAUCUGUUGGUGCUACUUGUUCAAUUGAUUGAUU